AUGGAUACGAAAUGUUACUUUUCACUCUUAAAUAAAUUAAUUUUACUCGGUUUAAUCUUAACUUCGAGGGCACAACAAACACACAUUAAUUUAAAACAAGGAACAUUAGUUGGGUUAAAAGUUUUCCCAGAUUCUGCACGAUCAGCUGUCUAUGCUUUUCUUGGAGUACCAUAUGCAGAACCCCCAAUAGACGAGCUAAGAUUUUCUCCGCCAAAACCACACAAAGGUUGGAAUCGAACCCUACUAGCCAUGACUAUGAGGCCAAUAUGUCCCCAACUUUCGAAUACUAUAUACGAUGAGGCAGGGACAGAAGAACUUUUAGCACGUCCAUCUGAAACCAAUGAGGACUGUUUAUACUUAAAUAUUUGGGUUUCAGAGAAUGGGCUGCGUUACGGAAACUUACCAGUAUUGGUAAUUUUAACAGGAGAGGACAUGUCAUACGAUUGGCCUCGUAAUAGAAUCACUGGCUUAGAUAUUGCUGCGGAAGGAUUUGUUGUCAUAACAGUACAAUAUCGCACAAAUAUAUUCGGUUGGCUAAAUGUGCCGGGCAAUAGUGAAUUAAGUGGAAAUUAUGGACUUCAGGAUCAGUUCUUGGCACUUAAAUGGAUCGAAGAAAAUAUUAAAAGUCUUGGUGGCAAUUUAAAUCAAAUAACAUUACUGGGACAUGGAACCAGUGGAGCCCCGUGUGCUUUCUAUCAUUCUCUAUUAAACAAUGGAAUGUUGCAUUCGUCUACUCUCCCCUUUAACCAGCUGAUUCUGAUGUCUAGCGGAAAUAUAGAAGAAGCUUUACAACCGGUAGCUUUGGUACAGGAAGCAUCUAAGGUCAUAGUGAAAAAACUAGGCUGUCAAUUUGAGGAGUAUAAUACACAACUAAUGCAAUGUCUUCGAUCGAAAAGUGUGAGUGAUAUGUUAAAAGCAUUCGAAAGUGUUUAUGAUCAUGGUAAUGGUACUUAUAAAUUGGGCCCUACAUUAAGCAUAAAUUUAAAAGAUAUUUUGUCCAAUUCUACCAUCAUAAAUAGUUUUCCUACAACAAUAAUUGGCAUUACCUCGAAUGAAGGAGCUUUCAUGCAGGAUUAUUGGCUGGAAUUAGCUCGCGAGAGUUACUCAUCUUUGAAAACUUAUAUAAAUUAUACGUUAUUGAGAAAUGUGCUACCAGGACAAAGUCUGAACAAUAACAACAGUAGUAGUUAUCAUGCUUUAGAAGCCCUAAACUGGCGUUAUUUCAAUGAUAAUUUUGAAGAUAAUCCGAUUCAUUUGCUUGCAGCUUUACAAAGAUUUGUAUCGGAAUAUAAGUACGAAAUUCCAUUUUAUAAAUUACUCAAUAUUUUGUCCAACGCCACAUAUUCUCAAAACAAGUUAUAUGCGUAUAUAAAUGAUUUUACAAAUGCCAUGGAUAUUCGUGGAAAAAUCAAUUUAUUCGGUGGAUCAUCACAUACCUCCGAUUUGCCCCUUUUAUUUGGACCGACAUUAUUCCAACAAAUUGCACGACGACGGCUUAAUAUCGAGGAGGAAAAACUUUAUCGAAAAAUGAGAACACCUUUCAUAAAUUUCAUUAAGAACGGUAAUCCCACACCGGGUAGAGUUUACGACGGUUGGGUUCCGUAUACGAGUAAAAACAAAUAUAUAUAUGAUUUAGGAAAUACCUGGUCACCUGCUACAGAUGAUUCCCUUUUAUUGGACUCAAAAAGUGUUCAACAAAUCACACAACUUUUAGUUAAGGAUCAAAGUGUAUCAUCGACCCAUUCCAGGCCAAAUCGUAAUGAAUUCAGUAACUCUUAUCAGAUGCCUAAAAAUAAUAACCGUGCACCAAUAAACACACGCGUACGCAACUCUCCUUAUACUGCUCAUUUAAUGAAAGUAUAUGGAUUUUGGGAAGUUUUUCUACCUCAGGCCAUCUUAAAGGAUUAUUCCCAGCUCACCGAUGAUACGGCAAUUACACAACAUUUACUUUUCAUGGAGGCUUCAGCCGAUGCAGCUCGUUUUAAGCAUGGAUUUUUUGUAAUGUUGGGUCUUGUGCUUCUUCUGUUAACUCUGCUUUGCUUAUGUGUGUAUUUAUUACGCCGUGAUCCAUUGUCUCCUUCGCCUCAAUUUGAUUGUGGCUUAUGACAUAAGUGGCUUCUUCGGCCGUCGACAAUUUUCAAACGUUCCAGCAGCACGAAUUCAAAUACUAGAGUUGCUAAUGAAUUCAGACGUUCAACAGCGAGUAGCAACUGGAACAGUCGUCAGUCGAAACUAACAAACAAACAACAACAUCAUCAACACACCACAACAUCUCAGCCACAAGAUUUUAAAUAUCGUCCCAGACAACUAGAACACCCAACUAUUGAAGUGCCUAUAAAAAGCUCAAAGAAAACAUCUAAAUCAGGGAAGGAAUUCAUGGAUUUGGCGAAAAGUCCUAAUUUAUUGAAAACUAUUACUGAAUCCGUCGUAGUUCAUCAAAAUAUGAA
This is a messenger RNA of Lucilia sericata (common green bottle fly), 2447 nucleotides long. RefSeq names its product acetylcholinesterase. Bases 1 to 2106 code for a protein of 701 amino acids. The transcript has 4 exons. The record is from RefSeq and is a predicted model, not a curated record. Lineage: Eukaryota; Metazoa; Arthropoda; Insecta; Diptera; Calliphoridae.